AUGGCUCCCAAGAAGAGAAAGAUCCAGGAGACCGAAGUCGUGGUCGAAUCCGGUGCGACUGGGGCCAGAUAUGCGGCUGGGAAACAGCCCAGACCUGAAAAUUCUCCAGCGGUAGAAGUGAAUUAUUUUGAGCCUUUGGACCCUGAGGGAGAGCUUUUUGCGGACCAAAAUUGGUUUAUACCUAAGUUCAAUCUUUUCAUUUCCUUUACACUCGAUUAUCUGGUCGAGAGCUCACGCGGUAUAUUCAAAGACUUCAUCAAGUUGCCCAGCAGAAAGUUCCACCCAGGCUAUUUCUACAGAAUCGAUCAACCCAUAUCCAUAAACGAGAUCAAAUCGCGAGAUUACGAGUAUCUCAAUGGACAAAGGACUUUCUUGCUGGACGUGGAGCUCAUCUUCAAGAACUGUUUUGCCUACAAUGACCCCGAGAGUCUGAUUGUGAAGAAUUCGAUGCAAGUGGUCAAUUUCAUCAAAUAUGAAGUUCUGAAGGCUAAAAAUGUGACCAGGAACUACUUAAUCAACACCGAAGUAAAGGCUUUUCUCAUGAAAGCGCUCAAGACCAUACUAGACGCCACGGACAAAUCCAUUGCAGAAGUGACGGGUAAGCCGCAAGAAGGAUUAGACGAGACGAUGCAUAUCUGCGAGCCUUUCAUGCAGCUCGUGGAUAAAGAUUCGUUCCCCGACUACUAUGAAGUGAUCCACAAGCCCAUUGCGCUAAAACUGGUGAAAAACAAUUUGGACAUGGGAUUUUACACCAAAAUUUACGAUUUUUACAUUGACAUGGAACUGGUGUUCCAAAACGCAUUGGUUUUCAAUAAUGAAGAUACACUCAUCCAUCAAGACGCUCAAAAGUUGCUCCAGUUUUUCCGGAAAGUAAUGCAAGCACAGUUUUUUGCGGACUUGAAAGAUGCCAGUGAACGCGGUGAAGUCAAACUCGAAUACGACAAGAUCGAAUACGAGCAAUAUUUGGCCAAUGGUGGAAACGAAAAUGAGGGUGGACUAGAGGACGAAAACGGUGAAGUGGAGGACUAUGAUUUCAAUCACUACGAGGGUCUUGGAAACGGAUACAACCGAACCCUGUUUUCGGGCGAUUAUCUUUUGGGCCCCACGAAAAUCAAAGCAGACGACUCCAGGAUUAAGAAACUCGCAAGUGAGCCUAUGCUCGAUUUCCCCGAUGAGACAAAAUUCAAUCUCAUGAAAUCCCUGGGCAUGGACUACCAGAAACCGGCCAAGGAGAAGUCGUACAAGUUUAUCAGUGAUAUAAGUCUCUCUUCUUCUCGCUCAGUCUACAGACAGGCCACUAAACCUGCUGCUGGCGCAAUGCCGCCCGUCAACCAGAAAUGGGUAGAAUACGUUUUCAAGGGCAAAGAUUUGAAAGAAAGUCACAACAAUUAUACGAUAUCGAUACCGCCUACGCAAACCACCGUGACAAUAGUAGCACAUGUCAAUUCGCCACAGGGAACAGACCUGGAGUCUGUGUUUCUGGUAAACAAGGAAAAAACGAGUCCCGCGGAAACCGCUACGCAGGCAGAACAACCCCAGCAACCGGCUCCGCUCAAAUACGAACUUCGUCUACCGGAAGGUCUCAAUUGCUUGCAGUUUUCAUGUCAGAAUUUGGAAAAUCAAGAAAAAGAAAGCCUUACCUUGUGGGUCAACGUUUUGUCGUGA
This is a messenger RNA of Lachancea mirantina, 1665 nucleotides long. NCBI's taxonomy places the organism in Eukaryota, Fungi, Ascomycota, Saccharomycetes, Saccharomycetales, Saccharomycetaceae. The record is from the annotation of a GenBank genome assembly.